UUGCAACCUUCAAACGAAAGGUAACACAUUUGACAUCUCAACGCAGCUCGGUGAUUACUCAGAAUGGAUGGAAAACCCGUUUAAAAGUCCGAUUAUUGCCAUAAUUAUAACCCUCAAGGUUGAACCAAUAAGGUUCAUAUCAUGAAACUGAUGCUUAUGAUUAUCAUGAUGUGUUUGAUAUAUGACAUUUCACCAUUUCAUUUCGACCUUCCAACAAUACACACCCGAAUCCCUAUUAGUUCAAUGCUUAAACCGAACCAUUUAUACCCUAUUGGAUUUGAAAAUAACCAUCUCAUACACAAAAAACAAUUUUUUUGGGCACACGGAGUUUCGACGGAAUUUACCAUUUUUGUACUUUUUGUUUUGAUUUAAUUGCAAAUCGACAAUUUCAAACUAUUUGAUAAGGUGUAAGAUGAGGAAUGUAUAAAUAUACCUUAAUGUCCUAAUAGUUUUGAGUU
This is a messenger RNA of Scheffersomyces coipomensis, 458 nucleotides long. RefSeq lists its product as uncharacterized. The record is from RefSeq and is a predicted model, not a curated record. The coding region runs from base 142 to 372 and encodes 76 amino acids. The transcript has a single exon. NCBI's taxonomy places the organism in Eukaryota, Fungi, Ascomycota, Pichiomycetes, Serinales, Debaryomycetaceae.